Messenger RNA from Eruca vesicaria subsp. sativa (arugula), 2855 nucleotides. The record is from the annotation of a GenBank genome assembly. Lineage: Eukaryota; Viridiplantae; Streptophyta; Magnoliopsida; Brassicales; Brassicaceae.
UUGCCUAAGAAAUGCUAUUUUCCCAGAUUUGGAGGACUUAACUUGCAAUUUAACCCAAAAACCUUCCACCAAAAUCACCAACUUCCGUAACAACCGAUGGGUCCUCAACGAUUUCAAGACGACGCAGCAGCAUCAGAUACCUUCUAAUCUAUAUGUCACAACCGCAACCGCCACCGGAGAUGGAUAUCCAACCGCCAACAUUACUCGACGGCGAAGACGAUCCUUCCUCCGCCGCGUGGGAUUGGGGAGAUCUCCUUGAUUUCGCCGCAGACGAUCAACUAAUCUUCCCUCCCCUUCCUCCUCCGAUUACGACGCAAUCGGAGUCUUAUCCCUCUCCCGAUGAAUCGGGCUCCGGCUCCGAUCGGGUCAGGAAGCGUGACCCGAGGCUGCUCUGUUCCAAUUUCGUGCAAGGGAUGGUUCCCUGCUCGUGUCCGGAGCUCGAUCGGAAGCUGGAGGAGGCGGAGCUGCCGAAGAGGAAGCGGGUUCGAGGCGGGUCGGGUGUGGUGAGGUGUCAGGUUCCGGGUUGUGAGGUGGAUAUAAGCGAGCUGAAAGGGUAUCAUAAGAGGCAUAGGGUUUGUCUUACGUGUGCUAGCGCUAGCUUUGUGGUGCUUGGUGGAGAGGAUAAGAGAUAUUGUCAACAGUGUGGAAAGUUUCAUGUGCUUCCGGAUUUUGAUGAGGGAAAACGCAGCUGUAGGAGAAAGCUAGAGCGUCAUAAUAAUAGGCGGAAAAGGAAACCUGUGGAUAAAGGAGGAGUUGGUUCUAAACAAGUGUUAUCACAGAAUGAUAACAGUGUAAUUGAUGUUGAUGAUGGCAAAGAUAAUACUAGUGACCAGAGAAUGGAACAAGAGGCUUCAUUGAUUUCUGAAGAUCGGCAUAUUCCUACUCAGGGUUCUGUACCCUUUCCUCAUAGCAUCAACGCAGACAACUUUGUCCCUGUUACGGGUUCGGGUGAAGCUCAACCAGAUGAAGGAAUGAAUGACACAAAGUUUGAACUUUCACCUUCCUGUGGUGACAACAAAAGUGCUUACUCAACUGUGUGUCCUACAGGACGGAUCUCUUUUAAGCUCUACGAUUGGAAUCCAGCAGAGUUCCCACGGAGACUACGUCAUCAAAUAUUCCAAUGGUUGGCCACCAUGCCUGUUGAGCUGGAGGGCUAUGUCCGUCCAGGAUGUACAAUUUUGACCGUCUUUAUCGCAAUGCCGGAAAUUAUGUGGGCGAAGUUGUCUAAAGAUCCGGUGGCAUACCUUGACGAAUUUAUUCUUAAACCUGGAAAGAUGCUAUUUGGAAGAGGCUCGAUGACUGUAUACUUGAAUAACAUGAUAUUCCGUCUUAUGAAAGGUGGAACAACUUUAAAAAGAGCCGAUGUAAAAUUAGAGUCACCGAGACUUCAGUUUGUAUAUCCAACAUGUUUUGAAGCUGGAAAACCAAUUGAACUCAUUGUUUGUGGACUUAACCUUCUGCAACCCAAAUGCCGGUUUCUUGUGUCUUUUUCUGGAAAGUACUUACCACAUAACUAUUCUGUUGUACCUGCACCGGACCAGGAUGGGAAGCGUUCUUGUAAUAACAAGUUGUAUAGGAUAACUAUUGUGAAUUCUGACCCUAAUCUCUUUGGCCCUGCAUUUGUCGAGGUUGAAAAUGAAUCUGGCCUAUCAAAUUUCAUACCUCUAAUAAUUGGAGAUAAAGCUAUUUGUUCUGAAAUGAAACUAAUAGAGCAGAAGUUCAAUGCUACACUCUUUUCAAAGGAACAAGAUGUUACCGCAUGCUGUUGUUCUUUGACUUGCCGUUGCAGGGAUUUCAAAGAGAGGCAAAGCACCUUUACUGGGCUCUUGUUAGAUAUUGCAUGGUCAGUGAAGGUGCCCUCUGCAGAAUGCACUGAGCUAACCGUGAACCGAUGUCAGAUAAAAAGAUACAACAGAGUGUUGAAUUAUUUGAUACAGAGUAACUCUCCAUCAAUCUUAAGAAACAUACUGCGCAAUCUGGAAACUUUGGUGAAGAAAAUGGAUCCAGACAGUCUCGUUCACUGUACAUGUGACUGCGACGUGAGACUUCUACAUGAAAAUAUGAACCUAGCCAGAAAGCAGCAAAGCGAUGAAGAUUCAAAGGUGAAUCCAGUUACAUCAGCGUGCUGUUGUGAGAGCAGUUUCCAGGACAUACCAUCAAGAACAUUAAACUUUAAUCAGGAUCCGGAAGCAGGAUUAGAUUGUAAGGAGAGGAUACAAGCGACUUCACCAGACACUGGCGGAAAAGAGACGGAUCCUCUGUUAAACAAAGAGGUUGUCAUGAACGUAAGUGACAUAGGGGACUGGCCGAGGAAGUCAUGUAUACAAAUACACUCUGCUCAAACAAUAAGGUCCCGUCAAACUGUUCUCUUACUCACUACAUUGGUUGUCUGUUUUGCUGUCUGCGCCGUUAUCUACCAUCCAAACAAGGUCACACAGCUUGCACUGGCAAUCCGAACGAGAUUAGCACACAAACUUUGAUAUAAACCUCAAUGGCAGAGACUCUCAUUUCAACCGGUGAAAGUGUGUUCAUUAAAGAAAGCUUGAAAGGGAGCUGUAUUAAAAAAGCAUGUCUCAGCUUUCAGCUACUGCUUCGCAAAUAGAUUCCCUUUGAGAACGAAACGAAUUGGUUAAUGACCAGAUGAGUUUACGUGAUCUGUGUUCUUUCCAAUUUCUUAAAGACUGGUGGUGAUGCUUCAGCUGUAAUAACAGGAAAUGGUCUGCUCAGUGAUCUUAGUAUAUUCCUCAUCGAAUAGUGUUUUAUAUAUUAGUGUUUUGCUUUCGCUGACUGUAUAACAUUUUUUGGUCUAUAAAUGAUUCUUGGACAAAUGGUCUUAUAUACAUUUGUUAUUAAAG